AUCCUUUACUUCACAAAAACACAUCCACCACACAACCAAACCCUAAAACAUUUUCAACAAUGGCAAAAAUCUCAUCAUCCACUCUAGCUUUGUUCGCAGCUUUAAUGUUGGUGGCUCAUGCAGUUGCUUUCCGAACCACGAUCACCACUGUAGAAACUGACGAUGUUGAAAACUACAGCCGAUCAGGUUCCGAACAGGAAUGCAGGCGACAGAGACAGGACCUGAACCACUGCAGAAUGUACAUGAGGGAGAAGAUGCACGGACGGUUUGAGGAAGAAGAUGAGAUCGAGAACUACAGCCAACAUCUGGAUCAGUGCUGUAGCCAGUUGAGGAAUGUCAACGAGAGGUGUCGUUGCCCCGCGUUGGAGAUGGAGAUUCAGAAGGAGCAGGGUCAGGAUAAGCAGAGGAUGAUGGAGAGUGCUAGGAAUAUUCCAUCUAUGUGUGGCAUGCAGCCUAGAACUUGCCAAUUCCACUCUCGUUACUAUUGAAGAUAAAUAGUGAGAGAAAAAUGCACAUUAUCGUGUGCUUUUGGGAUGUACUUUGUUAGGUUUUAUGUUUUGUAACUUAAAAAGGAGUUUAUUAAGGCUCUUUUCUUUAAUAAAAUGGUUACUUGUUGUU
Molecule: messenger RNA, 618 nt
Organism: Cannabis sativa
Lineage: Eukaryota; Viridiplantae; Streptophyta; Magnoliopsida; Rosales; Cannabaceae
Product: 2S seed storage albumin protein-like
Exons: 1
Coding region: 60-488 (142 amino acids)
Molecular function (GO): nutrient reservoir activity
Source: RefSeq, a predicted model, not a curated record